AAAGGGAGAAUGGCGCCGCGCCCAAUGGCGGCGCUGGCAGCUGGGCUUCUGUUGGCGAUGGCGCAGGAGUGUGCAGGCUUCAGUGGAGGAGCCAUGGCUCCUCUUGGUUGUAGUGCAGGUUUGCGAUCAGCAAGGAUGGAGAUGGGAGCGGCGAACGCAGGGAAGGGAUGCGAACGGAGGAAAUUUCUGCAGACGACCUUGGUGAACGCCGGAUUCACACUUGCAGGGUUUGCCAGCAAGGUAGGAGCUGAGCAGACCGCAAGGAGUGAGGACAAGAAGCUGAUUGACAUCUCGGACGAGGAAUUCAAGAGCAAACUCCGGGAGGACGUUGUCAAGAAUCAGUUCAUGGUGACGGGCGCGCUCACUCGAUCUCUGUACGAUGAGAAGUGCACAUUCACGGACGAGAUUGACACUUACACGCUCGAGAAAUGGAUGGAUGGAACGGCGAAGCUCUUCCAGAACGAUUACAGUAAGAUGGAGCUCGACGGAGACAUCCAGGUCAAUAAGGACGGAGCAACCUUCAAGUUCAAGGAGCAGCUCAUGUUCAACAUCCCCAUCCUAAAGCCAAAGGUGCCAUUGACGGGCAAGCUGAUCCUGACGAGAGGGAGCGAUGGGUUGAUCACUAGCUACCGCGAGGUCUGGGACCAGCCUGUCUGGAAGGUGCUGACCUCCGCGAGUUUCUUUUGAUGAGCCACUGAGAGUAGAGCUCCAUGGAUGG
Guillardia theta CCMP2712 is the source of this 718-nucleotide messenger RNA. RefSeq lists its product as hypothetical. Lineage: Eukaryota; Cryptophyceae; Pyrenomonadales; Geminigeraceae. Bases 10 to 687 code for a protein of 225 amino acids. The transcript has 8 exons. The record is from RefSeq and is a predicted model, not a curated record.